Molecule: messenger RNA, 888 nt
Organism: Pteronotus mesoamericanus
Lineage: Eukaryota; Metazoa; Chordata; Mammalia; Chiroptera; Mormoopidae
Gene: PDCD1
Product: programmed cell death 1
Exons: 6
Coding region: 25-888 (287 amino acids)
Biological process (GO): positive regulation of T cell apoptotic process; negative regulation of immune response
Cellular component (GO): membrane; external side of plasma membrane
Source: RefSeq, a predicted model, not a curated record
GGCUGGUGCUGGCUCGCUAGGGGCAUGGGGACCCCAUGGGCGCCCUGGCCGCUCCUCUGGGCAGUGCUACAGCUGGGCUGGCGGCCAGCAUGGCUUCUAGAAACGCCCGACAGGCCCCGGGGCCCCCUCACCUUCAGCCCGGCCCAGCUCACCGUGGCCGAAGGGGAGACCGCCACCUUCACCUGCAGCUUCUCCAACACGUCCGAGCACUUCGUGCUCAACUGGUACCGCGUGAGCCCCAGCAACCAGACAGACAAGCUGGCCGCCUUCCCCGAGGACAGCGGCCAGGCCCGCAGGGACCCGCGCUUCCGGGUGACGUGGCCGACCAACAAGCGGGACUUCAAAAUGAGCAUCCUCGCUGCCCAGCGCAACGACAGCGGCACCUACCUCUGCGGAGUCAUCUACCUGCCCCCUGAGACGCAGAUCCACGAGAGCCCCCACGCGGAGCUCACGGUGACAGAGAGAGCCCUCGAACGGCCCACUGAGAGCCCCAGCCCCACAGCCAGGCCCCCAGGGAAGCUACAGGGCGUGGUCAUCGGCGUCACGAGCGUCCUGGUGGGUGUCCUGCUGCUGCUGCUGCUGACCUGGGUCCUGACCACCACCUUCCCCGGGGCCACGCGAGGCAGCCGGAGUGGCCACACCCGUCCACAACCACGCAAGGAGGAUGCCUCCCCGGGGCCUGUGUCUGUGGACUAUGAGGAGCUGGACUUCCAGUGGCAGGAGAAGACCCCGGAACCCUCUGUCCCCUCUGUCCCCCAUGAGACCGAGUACGCCACCAUCGUCUUCCCCGGCAGGCCGGGCUCCCCCAGCCGCAGGGCCUCGGCCGACAGCCCGCCGGGGCCCUGGCCUCCGAGACUCGAGGAUGGACGCUCCUCCUGGCCCCUCUGA